Messenger RNA from Nicotiana tabacum (common tobacco), 958 nucleotides. Lineage: Eukaryota; Viridiplantae; Streptophyta; Magnoliopsida; Solanales; Solanaceae. The record is from RefSeq and is a predicted model, not a curated record.
CUCUUUCUUAAUUGUUUUUCUCACACAAAGUAAACAAACAACAUUUCUUUUUUCAUUCUCCUUAGAUCUUAAAAAGAGGGAGAGAAAAAAAAAAAGAGAAAAUUUUAUUUACAAAAAGCCAACAUGGGAACUGAUAAUGUGGUGUUUCAGAAAAAUUACGUAAAGAAAAACAACAUGAAGAGAUUUUCAUUGAAAUAUCCAAUUCAAUAUGUGCUUGAAAAGCAAAGACUUGUAUGUCUUUUUAUUGGAAUUGGCAUGUCUGUUGUUAUUUUUUCUCUGGUUUCUGUGUCUUCUUCUCCGUUGAGGUCCGAGUUUAAGAUUGAUAUUCAAGAUACAAAUACAUUUGUGUCCAAUCCGAUUCCAAGAAGAAUAGCGUAUGAAUUGGUUGAUGAAGCUGACCACAACAUUAAUGCAGGUGGAAAGGUUCCAUUGGGAUUGAAGAGCAAGAGUUUGAGAAUAUUAGUAACAGGUGGAGCUGGAUUUGUUGGGAGCCAUUUAGUGGACAGAUUAAUAGCACGAGGAGAUAGUGUAAUUGUGGUUGAUAAUUUUUUCACAGGUCGAAAAGAGAAUUUGUUACACCAUUUCAAGAAUCCAAGAUUUGAACUCAUUCGACACGACGUCGUUGAGCCAAUAUUGUUAGAAGUUGAUCAGAUUUAUCAUUUGGCAUGUCCAGCUUCUCCUGUUUCUUACAAGUAUAAUCCAGUCAAGACCAUCAAAACAAAUGUGAUGGGAACAUUGAACAUGUUGGGAUUAGCAAAAAGAAUAGGAGCUCGAUUUUUGCUUACAAGCACAAGUGAAGUAUAUGGUGAUCCAUUGCAGCAUCCUCAGGCUGAAACUUACUGGGGCAAUGUUAAUCCAAUUGGUGUUCGCAGUUGUUAUGACGAAGGAAAACGUACUGCUGAAACUUUGACAAUGGACUACCAUAGAGGACUCAACAUUGAGGUUUAUUUCUACGCUU